AUGAGGGUCCUUGUAGCCGCCCUGGCUGUUCUGCUCCUUGUGGCCAUCUGCUCCCUAGCUGAGGCUGAUCUUGGAGUCUCCAGGAAUGCUGCACUUUUCCAGAAGGACAAAAGCAAACCCAUCUCCUGCUGCUUCGCCCACAUUACACGCCCCAUUCCACCCCGGAUAAUCCGCUCUGCCUACAGGACCAGCAGCAGCUGCCAAAUGCAAGCCGUGGUCCUGGUCACCAGGGACGGGAGAGAGGUGUGUGCAGACCCCAUGGCUCAUUGGGUGCAGAAAUACCUGAAGCACUUGGAGCUUCUGAAGCACUGA
Pseudopodoces humilis (Tibetan ground-tit) is the source of this 312-nucleotide messenger RNA. Its product is annotated as C-C motif chemokine 3-like. NCBI's taxonomy places the organism in Eukaryota, Metazoa, Chordata, Aves, Passeriformes, Paridae. Gene Ontology annotation, cellular component: extracellular region. Gene Ontology annotation, molecular function: CCR chemokine receptor binding; chemokine activity. The record is from RefSeq and is a predicted model, not a curated record. Gene Ontology annotation, biological process: inflammatory response; positive regulation of cell migration; positive regulation of GTPase activity.